This is a messenger RNA of Clavispora lusitaniae ATCC 42720, 4443 nucleotides long. RefSeq lists its product as uncharacterized. NCBI's taxonomy places the organism in Eukaryota, Fungi, Ascomycota, Pichiomycetes, Serinales, Metschnikowiaceae. Gene Ontology annotation, cellular component: cytosol. The record is from RefSeq and is a predicted model, not a curated record.
AUGAACAUCGGACAGCCGCCGCCGCACGACGGCAUGGGCGUCGCCAAAGAGCCGUCCGCGUACGUGGGCGGCACGCCCGACAUACCUCCAGACAUGGCGCUUUUGCUCCAGAAACUCGAAAACGACUUUGCCGCCGCCUCCAUCGACCAGUGGACCUACAUCAACCGACGCGAGGAAAUCAUGCGGCUGGUGCAGCGGCUCCACCAGCAAGUCCGCCCUGCAAACGAGGCCGUGCAGACUCUCGAGCCGCCUUUGCUUCCCCGCAAGCCCAGCGACUAUGCUUCGUUCGCCAAACACAGUCUUGUGGAGCUUCUCCGCAAGCGCGCCGAGUCGGCAAAGACAGACUUGGCCAUGGUGGCGCUUGACGCGCGCGGCAAGGAGGCCCAGUCCAUCACAUGGGAGAAGAUGUUUUUGAAAGCGGCCAAGGUGGCCCACGAGGUGAAGCACCGCACCAGCGGCAAGCUGGGCGCCGCCGUGGUGUUGCUCUACCGCCAGACAGAGGUCUGCGAGUUCACCGUGGCGCUUUUCGGCUGUUUCCUCGCCAAUGCCACCGCCAUCCCAAUCCACCUGGACAUUCUGCUCGCAGAGAUGCUUGACAUUGUUGGCGUGGCGUCUGCGUCGCUCGUGCUCAUGUCCGAAACCAUGUACAAGGAAAUCGACAAGCUUCCGGCGCCGGACUUUGUGUGGCCGGCCAAAGUGGCUCGUCUCCGCACGUCAGACUUGGGUUCUGCCCGCAAGUCGGAACAGGAACACAUUUUGGCCCGCCACAAGGAAAACGACUUGGCCUACGUCGAAUACGCCCGCUCGCCCGUCGGAGAAUUGCGUGGCGUGGCUCUCAGCCACAGAACCGUGUUGCACCAGAUGAACUGCCUCGCCACUUCUCUCCUGAGCGUUCCUUCGGGCGGCGACCUUUGCACGCAGCGAAGGCUGUUUUUGGCCACCGUCGACGUGCGCAUGUCCAUUGGAUUGAUUGUGGGCGUGAUGUUUUCCGUUUACUCGGGGAACAUGUUGGUAUGGGCCCCUCCCAAAGUCAUGGAGGUCCAAGGUCUCUUUGCACACAUUGUCUCGAAAACUCGGGCCAACUUGCUUCUCGCAGACUUCCUCGGCUUGAAGCGGGCAACAUACGACUACCAGCAGGCACCCAAUGCUACACGGUACUUUUCAAAAGCGCAGCGAGUGGAUUUCUCCCCGCUUCGCUGGGUUUUGAUCAAUGCACUCACUGUCGACGGUGAGUUUGUCGAGGUGCUCACAGAACGGUACCUCAAACCUUUGGGUUGUCUCAACGCAUACAAUGCCAUCAUCCCCAUGCUUACGUUAAGUGAAUAUGGAGGAAUGGUGGUGUCGAUGCGAGACUGGCUCGUGCCGUCCGCAAACAAUGACCUCUCUUGCGUCUUCAUCGACAAGGAACUGUUGGCCCGAAACAGAGUCUGCGUGGUUGAGGAAGCGCCAGACACACUUCGCGUCGACGCGUUUGGGUACCCUUUGCCUGACGCCACAUUAGCUGUGGUGAAUCCCGAGCUGGCCACUUUGGUGUGCCAGGGAGAAUUGGGAGAGCUCUGGAUCGAUAGUCCCUGUCUACUGGGCGGUUUCUACGGCCUUCGCAAAGAGUCUCGACAGAUUUUCCACGCCAAAUGCCGGGACGCCAAUGGCGUUUUGGAACAGGACUUCCUUCGCACAGGACUUCUCGGAUUCACACAUCAAGGGAAAGUCUACGUAUUGGGUCUCUACGAGGAUAGAAUUCGGCAACGUGUGAGCUGGGUGGACCAGAAAUUGUACCGUCUGCGAAAGCAAGCAAUCACGGGAGGCACGCGCUACCACUAUUCUUCACAUCUAUUGGCAACUUUGGCCUCCGAGGUGCGCCAGGUUCACGAUUGUACGAUAUUUGAUGUUUUCAUCGGCAAUGAGCAUUUGCCUGUCGCCAUCGUCGAGGCAGAGAUCCUUCGGCGAGUGAUUGUAGAUGAUCCAGCAGGUGGAGGCUCCAAAUCAGGAAAGAAAUUUGAUUACAGCGCUGUUCCCUUGAAUGAACCCAUGUUGAAUGCAAUUGCGCAAAAAUGCUUUGACACUUUGAGCUCACAUCACCAGCUUCGGCUUUUUUGCGUGGUUGUUGUUGAUUGCGACACGUUGCCCAAAAUCAUGCGAAGUGGUGGUUUAGAAAUCGCUAACAUGCUCUGCAAGAAAAAGUUCUUGGAAGGAACCCUUAAGGCCGAGUUUGUCAAGUUCUUCGUGCGCCAAUCAGUAAGUAUGGUGCCAUAUGGUGAAGACAUAAUUGGCGGUAUUUGGUCACCAUAUGCUUCACAACUUCGAAGCCUGUCGCUCCAGCGGUUUCCACCCCAAAUUUCAACAAUCGACUAUCGGCCUAAAUCAUUCGAUGACAAAACUGGUGCUCCUCUCACAGACUUUAAAUCUAUUCUUGAUGUGCUCAAGUUCCGUGUUGCGAACGCAGGAGACGCUAUUGCUUUCCAGAAUAUUGAUACCAGCGGGAAAGGCUCAUCAAAGCCUCUUACAUGGAAAAAAUUCGAGCUCCGUGUUUAUGCUGUUUGCCAUUACAUGAUUGAAAAAAUCAACAUUCGUCAAGGACAGCAUGUCAUCUUGAUGUAUUCGUUGUCCGAGGAGUUCGUGAUCGCCUUGUAUGCGUGCUUGAUGUGCGCUGUAAUCCCGAUUCCGAUGCUACCGUUUGAUUCGAACAGGAUCGGCGAAGACUUUCCGGCUUUUGUCGGUGUCACAAAGGAUUUCGAUGUACUGGAGGUGUUUAUCAACGACGACGUUGAGCGAUUCAUGAAAACUGGUCCUAUAGCUGAUGCAUUAAAAAAGAUAAAUGCCCGCCGUGCCAAGCCGCUCCGGCUUAAAAACACUUCGAAGCUAUCCAAGGUGGCCAACGUUGCCAGCCUUCUUUCAAAGAUUGCAAAGUAUCAAGCAGCAGCCAAUUUUAGAGACCCAAACACAACAAGUUUGAUCUGGCUCAACUUUACUUCCGACCAUUACAGAGUGGGUGCUGCCCUAAGUCACGACAAUAUCAUGCGUAUCUGCAAAGUCUUCAAAGAAACAUGCAAUUUAUCAUCAAGCUCCUCUAUUGUGGGCUGUGUACGGCAUGCUGCUGGUAUCGGGUUCGUUCAAGCAGUUUUACUUGGCGUGUAUUUGGGUACAACUACAUACCUCAGUUCCCCUGUGAAUUUCGCAGAAAAUCCCUUGGCAUUCUUUUUGGCUCUUGUAAAAUACAAGGUCAAAGAUGUGUUCGUGACAGAGCAGAUGUUGAAGUAUUCUGUGACCAAAUUUACCCCGAAGGGCUUUGAUCUCCUGCGCUUGAAGAAUAUGAUGAUCAGUACAGACGGACGAGUGGAGAUUGAUCUACUACGUAAACUUGCCAAAAUAUUCCAGCCCACCAAGCUAGGCGCUGCCGCCAUGUCUGCAGUUUACAACCACUGCUUCAACCCAAUUAUUUCAGCCCGGUCUUAUAUGACUGUGGCACCUGUGGAUCUUUUCUUGGAUCCUGUUGCAUUGCGCCAAGGCUAUGUUUCUGUAGUGAACCAAGCAGAGUACCCCAACGCAUUGCGAAUUCAAGAUUCGGGAAUGGUGCCAGUGUGCACUGAAAUAGCGAUUGUGAAUCCAGAGACCAAUAAAGUCUGUCGUGAGGGAGAAUUUGGCGAGAUUUGGGUGUGUUCUGAGGCGAACAUAAAGUCGUUCACAAACGGUCCCAAGGGUCCAGUGGACAAUUUUGUGAAAACCCAGUUUCUUGGGAAAAUUGCUGACGGAAAUCAAGACUUGACUUACUUGCGAACAGGCGACUUGGGAUUCCUCCACCACAUAUCCAUAUCAAAAAAUACACCCGGGGAGGCGAAAGGAGAGGAGCUCACGAAUUUCCAGCCUCUUUUCGUGUUGGGAAAAAUCUCAGACACCUUUGAGGUGAUGGGAUUGCAUCAUUUCCCAAUAGACAUCGAGUCUACCAUCGAGUCGUGUCACCCAGACAUUUACAAAAAUGGUUCAUGCAUAUUCAAAUGCUCUGAUUACACGAUUGUCGUGUGCGAGGCCAAGAGAAGCCGGAAUCUCUCUGCCUUGGUGCCGAUUAUAGUCAAUACUGUGUUCAGCAAACACCAUUUGAUCGUGGACAUUGUUGCAUUUAUUAAAAAGGGCGAGUUCCCCAUUUCACGCCUUGGCACCAAGCAACGGGCACGUAUAGUGGAUGCUUGGGUACAGGCAGUGAUUCCGCUCCUUGCGCUAUUCGGCGUAAAUUACGGCGAGAAUUCCAUGAUCAAAUUGGUGAAAGAAAUUGACCGCGUGAACAGAGAAGAUCCUGUAACAGGACUCCGGAACCCUGCGCGAGCAUACUAUGACGAAAGUGCGGAUGACAUUUUCAACGGCUCGGGCGCAGGGCUCAACCUAAAUAUCACGAACGACAUGCCUCCGCAACAUAAGGCGACGUUCGAUGUUUUCGGUGACGACAGCUAA